CCCAUUGGCCCCCCGGUCCCCGCCCCCUCCGCGGCCCGGAGUGGCGUCAGCACGCCAGUCCGGCGUGGGGUUUAAAUGCCCACUAGCGGGAGCUCGGGCGCUUCUAUCCCGGAGCGUGGUCCGGGCUCAAAGUGCCGGGGUGGGAGGGGAGCCUGAGAGCGGGAUCCCGAGCCGCUGAGCGCGCUGCCCACCGCUCCGCCGCCGAUGACUCGGGAGCUCGGGUCCAAGCGCCGCCCAUGCAGAAUCACUGCGCUCCACCGACCCGGAGUUGAUGAAAAAACACUUAGCCGUCUCCGCUGCGGGGAGCCAUGAGCUGUCUGGAUGUUAUGUACCAAGUCUAUGGUCCUCCCCAGCCUUACUUUGCAGCCGCCUACACCCCCUACCACCAGGUACGUGUCUCCUCCGGGCCGGGACCUUGGAGACGGGUGGCGCGCCCCCGCUUGCCGAAGCACCGCCUGUACCCCGAGGUCCGGGACACCUCCGCACCGGUCCGGGGCGUCCUGCCAGCGGCGGGAGCCCGGAGGAUGCGGGGAUUGCCGGCGCUGCCAAACGAAACUAGCCUAUUACUCCAAGAUGCAGGAAGCGCAAGAGUGCAACGCCAGCCCCAGCAACAGCACGGGCAGCGGCAGCUCCUUUUCCAGCCAAACUCCAGCCAGUAUCAAAGAGGAAGAAGGCAGCCCAGAGAAAGAGCGCCCACCAGAGGCAGAGUACAUCAACUCCCGCUGCGUCCUCUUUACCUAUUUCCAGGGGGACAUCAGCUCUGUGGUGGAUGAGCACUUCAGUAGGGCCCUGAGCCAGCCUAGCAGCUAUUCCCCAAGCUGUACAAGCAGCAAAGCACCCAGGAGCUCCGGGCCCUGGCGGGACGCCUCCUUCCCGAUGAGCCAGCGCAGCUUCCCCGCCUCCUUCUGGAACAGCGCGUACCAGGCACCGGUGCCCGCGCCUCUGGGCAGCCCGCUGGCCGCCGCGCACUCGGAGCUGCCCUUCGCUGCCGCCGACCCCUACUCGCCGGCCGCGCUGCACAGCCACCUGCACCAGGGCGCGGCCGAGCCCUGGCACCACGCGCACCCGCACCACGCGCACCCACACCACCCCUACGCGCUGGGCAGCGCCCUCGGCGCCCAGGCCGCCCCCUACCCGCGGCCUGCUGCCGUGCACGAGGUCUACGCGCCGCACUUCGACCCGCGCUACGGGCCGCUGCUGAUGCCCGCAGCCUCCGGGCGCCCGGCCCGCCUCGCGCCCGCCCCGGCGCCAGCGCCGGGCAGCCCGCCCUGCGAGCUCUCCGCCAAGGGCGAGCCCACCGGCGCCGCGUGGGCCGCGCCCGGGGGACCCUUCGCCAGCCCCGCGGGGGAUGUGGCCCAGGGUCUGGGACUCAGCGUGGACUCAGGUAAGCGGGAGAGGGAGCUUGGCCUCCCCGGGCCCCUCCUGCCCUGUGUCCGACCCUGGGCUGAGCCCCGGAUCCCCCUUAGUUCUCCUUGGAGACCCCAGUGACGUUGUGGCCCAGAGGUCUGCAUGGCAGGGUUGUGCUUCAGCAGACAGAUGACCCAGUGUCAUCGGUGUGGGCAGAAUGAGAAAGAAGGACACUGCCCUAACCUGGCUGGUAGAUAUAAAAGGGGCUUUUUUUCAAAUGUAAAUAAAUAAACAAAUAAGUAAAUAAUUUGUUGAAAAGGUUCUAGCUCUGCGCUGUUCAAUUCUGUAACCGCUAGCCGCAUGUACUUGUUGAGCACUUGAAAUGUGGCUAGGACGAAUUGGGAUGUGCUGUACGCGCAUAAUACGCACUGGAUUUCAAAACUGUGUACAAAGAAAAAAUGUAAAAUUCAUCUCACUAAUAUUUUUAUGUUGAUUGCAUGUUGGAAUACUUUCGACACAUUGCAUAUUGAACAUAUUGGGUUAAAUAAAAUAUAUUACUAAGAUUAAUUCUCAUCUGGUUCUUUUUACUUUUUUCCAAUGUGGCUGCUAGAAUAUUUAGAAUUAUGCCGGUGGCUCCCAUUGUGUUUUUAUUGGACAGCGCUGAUCUAGAGGACCUAGAGCUAAGAAUGUAGUUCAAAAUCUUCUACAGCUUGGGCGGAGGAUAUUGUCUCUUAGUGACAAUUAUAAGGAAAGAAAAAUGUGCUUCUGAUAUCAACCUAAUUGCGAAAUUAAAUAGGUCUCUUAAAAUGUAAAACUUAAAGAGAAUGUGAUUUCCAUGACUAUAUUAAGUUUCUGGUUCAGUGAGUUGAAUUUGAAAGGUACAUUCUUCUGCUCCCUUUAUUUUUAGGGCAUAACCAAAAAAUGGUUAUAUUAUAAAUGCAAUCAUUGGCUUGUGGUCUUGCCCACGCACCCUUCCUUCAGGUGAAGAUUUGACAUUUCUGUUUGCUUUGCUUUUACUUUCAUUCAUGCCCUUUAAAUGAAUUCUGUGACAUUCACAAUAAAACAGUGGUGUUUGUCUUUCUCUUUCCUUAAAUACCUGUGCCUUCCCACCCCCAACCCCUUCUCUCUCCCUCUGUUUCUCUUCUCCCUCUCUCCCUCUCUCUUUCUUUUGUUUUCUCUCUGUUUUCAGGUUUACAGGCUCAGGACAAAGGCAAGGAUCUGUACCGGUUUUAGACAGCCAAACUUGUUCCCUGUAGGUCUCUGCAUAGAGCAAUUGCUGACUCUCAGAGCUGAA
Molecule: messenger RNA, 2641 nt
Organism: Zalophus californianus (California sea lion)
Lineage: Eukaryota; Metazoa; Chordata; Mammalia; Carnivora; Otariidae
Gene: VGLL2
Product: vestigial like family member 2
Exons: 3
Coding region: 322-1488 (388 amino acids)
Biological process (GO): regulation of transcription by RNA polymerase II
Cellular component (GO): nucleus
Source: RefSeq, a predicted model, not a curated record